Molecule: messenger RNA, 2543 nt
Organism: Paralichthys olivaceus (Japanese flounder)
Lineage: Eukaryota; Metazoa; Chordata; Actinopteri; Pleuronectiformes; Paralichthyidae
Source: RefSeq, a predicted model, not a curated record
AUGGUUAAAGGAGUAGCUCACCCAAAGAUAAAACAUCUCUACACCCAGCACUAUGAUGGAGAGGACGAGGACUACCACGGCAUCGUCCAGUUCGCCGUGUCCCUCGUGGACUCCCAGCUGUUUGUCCACUACCUGGCCGUGGUGCUGCUGGAGCUCCGUCAGCUGCAGCCCUGCUACAGCGUGUGCGUCAUCCGGUCCACGGACGGAGAGUCACGUCACUACAACAUAGGACAGCUCAGUGUUCAAAGGGCCGCUCUGUCCAUUCUGGAGUAUUACUACAGAGACUUUCCACUUCAUAACCCAGCGCUUCUGUCUGCCUCGAAGCACCGGGCCGCCAAACACCUGGCCGGGUUAAAGGUCUACAACGUGGACGCCCCAGGAAACGCAGCAGGGGCUCAGGCUGCUAAUGGGAAUCAGUCACGGGCCAUGGUAACAGCUGCCGCCAAACGCAAAGACAGCGCCCACAAUGAGCUGUACUACGAGGAGGCUGACUAUGAGAGAAGAGUCCGCAAACGUAAAGCCAGGCUGGUGGUGGCCGUGGAAGAGGCCUUCACUCAUGUGCGGCGCAUGAAGAAAGAGGAUGAGCGAGCAGCCCCCUCGGACAUCAUGGACGUACGAGAGGCGGCUCUGGCCAUAUUUCCCUCCAUGGCCCGUGCCCUGCAGAAGUACCUCCGCACCACCAGGAGGCAGCACUGCCACAGCAUGGAGAGCAUCCAGAAGCACCUUGCUUUCUGCCUUGUGAACAACAUGAGCCCUAAGGCCUUCCUGGAGGCCUACCUGGCCCCUGGUCCCACUCUGCAGUACGGCCCUGAGCGCUGGAUGGCAGAUCAGUGGACUUUGAUCAGCGAGGCGUCCGUCACCAGUGGCAUCAAGGAGGGGACAGAAUUCCUCCUGAGGUGUCUCGACUUCAGCUUGGCCAUCACCAUCAAGAGCAUCCCUUACAUCCGAAUCACUGAGGAGUACAUCGACCCCAAGUCCCACAAGUUUAUACUGCUGCUCCAAUCAGAAACCUCAGUUUAACAGAGCCGCUGAGUGCUGGACCUGGUACCACGAUCUGACUGAAUUUUUCAAAAAAAAAGCAUUUUGUACUAGUUUUUUUGUACUUUGUUCGUGUUAUUUCCUCUUAUAGAAAAUCUGAGUGUCCUUGUUGAUGUCCCGGGAGACUUAGAAGACAAUAAAAGACAGACAACAGGAGGGAGUAUGAUUGGAUUUCUCUAUCGUGACUUUUGCAGAACACAGUUCAGGUAUUCCUCUAUGCACUUCAGAUGACCCUCCACUUUACUCCCAUGUGCCAGUGUGUGCCUGCGUGGGAGAGUUUUAGGAGGGGUGUGUGAUUUAGGAUGCAAAAGUCUGUGUGUCGAGCAUGUGUGAGUGAGUGUGUGUGUGUUGGGUAUAUUCUACACCUGGGGUCUGUCUUCUUAGCCUGUCUCCCCUUUUUCUUUCUAGCGUUACGUAGUGACCAGGAUAUUUGAUCUGUAAACUGAACCCUUUUCACCAAAACUGCCCUUUUUCUGUCUUAGCGAUGACUAUUUAUCCGUCCUGUAUCACAGACUUAUGUACAGUAUUUAUAUGUGAAUAUACCAUAUCUUCAAUUUUAUAUGAAAAUCAUGCUCGGUUUGAAGGAUUUCUUUUUAUUACCUUGUCAAAGAUUUUUUUUUACCUUGUCUGUCUGCACUGUUUGUGGAGAUAAACUGGACUGUAAAUAGCUGGAGACACGUUUUGUUAAUGCUGGACAAAGAAAAAAAAAAGCCAAACGCAGUUGAGCUGAAAACGCGGCGGUCUUGCCAAAAGAUGAAGAAACACAUGUGACUUGUCAUUAUGUUUUGUACAGUUAAGUGUGUGCAGUGUACACUGAUCAGAGGGACAGAGAUGAGUUUCAAGUCAUUUAGAUUUUUAUAUCUGCGCUUGUGAUGUUUCAUUUGUGAACAUUUUCCCCUGAUGUGGAUCUAGGAGGAGUGUCGUGUCAUUUCCUCUCUGUACUAUAACAGUCAAGUGAAACGCACUCAUCCCUGAGGUUCUGACAAUGUAUUAAAAAUACGAAUAGUUAUUAAACACAGAUCUCAAGAGGCGUUUUGAAACAUUGGACUUUCUCCCUGAAAUAAAUAUAUCCCUAUCUAAAAUUAAUGGACUCUUAACUCAUGCUGGCAAGUGUUUAAACAUGUGUUAAGAUUUUAUAAAUUAGUAAUUAGUGUCAGUAUUUCUGCUCAGUAGUCUGUGUGUAGACACUGCUGCCCCCUCUCUGCCACUGCUGGAACAUGAACUGUUACUAAUUUCUCUGAAUAUUGGCUCUGUACUUUUAGAUCUUCUGUGUGUGGGAGGCAUGUUGUGUUGUAAAUUUAUAUUUACACAAUUGUUGUGUGGUUUUGUUUUAGGGAUGUGUUGUAAAUACUUAUCGACUACACGUGCCUCAGUUUUACAUAUCUAGGAGCUGAACAGUGUGUGUGCGUGUGUGCACGCGAGCGUGCGUGCGUUCAGCUGACACGUCCCUGUCUUCUUUUAUACAACAGAAAAUGUCAAAUCAUAGCAGUUGUGUCAAAGUCACA